Molecule: messenger RNA, 1473 nt
Organism: Lotus japonicus
Lineage: Eukaryota; Viridiplantae; Streptophyta; Magnoliopsida; Fabales; Fabaceae
Product: histone H1-like
Exons: 3
Coding region: 118-1176 (352 amino acids)
Biological process (GO): negative regulation of DNA recombination; chromosome condensation; nucleosome assembly
Cellular component (GO): nucleolus; nucleosome; nucleus
Molecular function (GO): structural constituent of chromatin; nucleosomal DNA binding; double-stranded DNA binding
Source: RefSeq, a predicted model, not a curated record
AUAAGAUAAGAAGAUAACAACAACAUUAACUCACCUCGUUUUACGAAAGGGCAACCUCUCUCUCUCUCUCUCUCUCUCACUCUCGUUUCAUCCAACUCACACUCCUUCCUACUCUCCAUGGACUCUAUUUGGGUCCCUCCUCCUCCUCCGCCACCAACCGCCGUUCCCUUCACCCAGGAAGCCAUCAAUCACGCACCAGACAGCAACAUCCCAAUUAACUCCUCUGCCCCUGCGAAUCAUCCACCUUAUGCUGAGAUGAUAUACAGAGCAAUUGAGGCGUUGAAGGAGAAGGAUGGAUCAAGCAAAACAGCAAUUGCCAAGUACAUCGAGGAAGCCUACACCGACCUUCCACCUGCACACUCCACCCUCUUGACUCACCACCUCAAGCGCUUGAAGGACACUGGUCUCCUCAUCAUGCUCAAGAAAUCUUACAAGCUCCCUUCUUCUCUCCCUUCCGACAUCACUCAGAAUGCUGCUCAGCCUGUCCGGAGAGGACGCCCUCCCAGAUCUGGAAUUCCUAAGAGGCGCGGCCGCCCUCCCAAGCCCAAAUCUCUCUCCAACGGGCUCAAGCGCCGCCCACCCAAGCACCAAUUGCAGGCCACUGUCAUCCCGUUCGCUGAUCCUUCUCUCGCUCAGCCGCCCGUGCCAGUUGGCUCUCCGAGGCCCAGAGGCCGGCCCAGGAAAAAUGCAGCUGCACUGCCGCCGCCUCAUGCGGUUGGAGGUGUCGAUUCCUCCCUGAUGGUGCCAGGCCGUCCCCAGAAGCUUGCCGUCAGAGGCAGGCCCAAGAAUCCUGCCGGAAGGCCCGUUGGCCGCCCGAAGGGAACAACAUCUGCUAAUAUAGCGCAGAGGAUUGCUAAUGAGAAUCUAAGGAGGAAACUUGAAUACUUUCAAUCAAAAGUGAAGGAAUCUCUUGAUGUGCUGAAGCCUUAUUUUGACCAUGCAAGCCCAGUGCCUGCAAUUGCAGCAAUCCAAGAGCUUGAAAUAGUGGCAACUUCAGACCUCAAAGCACCACUAAGGGAUGUUCCUUCACAGAAAAUUCCUGAACAACUACCAUUGCAGGAACAUCUACUACCCCAGCCACUGCCGGAGCCACAGAUCACAUAUCAGCAACAACAUCUCCAGACACAGCUGCAUCAACUUUUUCAAUUUCAACCACAUGCUUCAUUCCCAAGCUAGGAAGAGAGAGAAGACUUGCAUGAGACUCAAUUUGAUUGAGAACCAGUUGUACAAGUGUGUUUAACAAGGUAAAAGAUCUGUAAAAUGAGUAGGAAGUAGUAAUAGCUGAGUUUUCUCACUGAGAGUCAAAUGACUGUGUACUGUCCAUUUGAGUUUGUUGUUGUGCUCAAGUAGUUUAACCCUUGUAAUAAUAGUUAGAUGUUGAUGUUUCUGUUGUCAUUUAAGUUUGACAUAAAUUUGACUUUUACAGCUUAUUUGGUCACGUUAAAGUGUAUGUUAGACCAUUUUAAGCUUCUA